Molecule: messenger RNA, 717 nt
Organism: Vanderwaltozyma polyspora DSM 70294
Lineage: Eukaryota; Fungi; Ascomycota; Saccharomycetes; Saccharomycetales; Saccharomycetaceae
Exons: 1
Coding region: 1-717 (238 amino acids)
Source: RefSeq, a predicted model, not a curated record
AUGGCAAUUGAUCAAGACUACUUGGACACUUGGGGACAAGUAACACUGCAUAACUACAAAAACUUUCAUUUGACCUUCGAUACUUUCAAUACAGAAAUCCAUUACCAACUGUAUUCUCAAUUGUUCCCAUUCGAUUAUGAAUUUAUGCAAAUGCGACCUAUUAGUUCUUUAGAAAUGGGUUUCGCAUACUUGUUUAACUCCGUUGAAUCUUAUCUAAUAAAGUAUAAAUUAGAUUAUUUACUAUUCAAUAAUAAAAAUCUAGUCUUAAUAAGUGAAAUUACUCCAUUACAUGAAGUCGAAGAAAAUUUUAUUAAACAGCAUAUUUUGAAAAACUACUUUUAUUCAUUGAUUGAAAAUUUCGAUUCUUUAUCAGUUUCAGAAAUCUGGAACAGUUUGUUAAAAAUUUUGAAUGAUUCUAAUUAUCUACGUAAAAUGGCAUUGAAAUCUUUUAAUAGGUUGGAUUUUACAAAAACAUUGCUUACUCUACAACAAAUGGAUAAUUGGGUAUUAGAAACCGAUUCAUGGUAUAGCAGGAUUAAAAAUAGUAAAUUCAAUAAGUCAUUCUAUAAAUGGAAAAUAAUCAAUUCCUUUAAAUAUACAUUUGGUCAGUACUUUUCUUCCGUUGUGCUGAGAUGGGAAGAAGAAACAGUUUCUCUAGAAGAAAUAUUUAAUGACAUUUUAACUAUUCAAACUACGGAUAAAGAACUAUUUGUCUGA